AUGUGCAGCUCCGACAUCUUCCUGGCGGUUCUCGCCGUGUUCUUCCCGCCCAUUGCAGUAUGGGUCAAAGUGGGACUCUGCACUGCAGACUCGGUCAUCAACCUCGCCCUGUGUUGCCUUGGAUUCCUUCCAGGCCUUAUCCAUGCCUGGUACAUCAUUUUCAAAAACCCCGAACCCGAUUAUGACGCCAUAUCCUAUGAGCCCAUUCCCGGGGGUGGGAGUCAGCGACGUGAUCUCGAGAAUGGAAACGUCACUUACUACUAUGUCUCACGCCAGUCCCCGCAGGAUCAACCUCAGUCUCAGCGCGGAUACGGCACGGUUCAGGGCCAGCAGGCGCCCGCGAAGAACUCAAACGCACAAGGCAACCAGGACAGCGGAAAUGGGAGCAGCAGUGCGAACCCACCACCAACGUACGCGGAAGCUGUGCGAGGCGACAACAAGGUGCAAAGUCAGGAAUAA
Penicillium salamii is the source of this 459-nucleotide messenger RNA. Lineage: Eukaryota; Fungi; Ascomycota; Eurotiomycetes; Eurotiales; Aspergillaceae. The record is from the annotation of a GenBank genome assembly.